Ruditapes philippinarum (Manila clam) is the source of this 12581-nucleotide messenger RNA. Its product is annotated as dynein axonemal heavy chain 12-like. Gene Ontology annotation, biological process: microtubule-based movement. Gene Ontology annotation, cellular component: dynein complex. Gene Ontology annotation, molecular function: dynein light intermediate chain binding; dynein intermediate chain binding; ATP binding. The record is from RefSeq and is a predicted model, not a curated record. NCBI's taxonomy places the organism in Eukaryota, Metazoa, Mollusca, Bivalvia, Venerida, Veneridae.
UUGGUAAACGGGCACUGAGUUGGGACCACAACAACCAGUGUAAACGGUCAAAAUAUCGAAGAUUAUUGUAGAUAAUUUUCCUAAUAUGUGAUUCUUUUUAUGAACUAUUUAGGACUUAUUCAAACAAAGGAAUAGUUAUUCUUUUCGAUCGCUGACCAUCAAAGAUGGCAGCUGUGAACGGACAUACAAACGGUAUGAAUGGCCAUACAAAUGGUGUAAAUGGUCAUAGUAAUGGUGUAAAUGGUCAGUAUGAUGAAAACAGCCCAAGAACUGAAUCCAAAAAUAGGACCAGGAUUGGAGGAGUGGGUCCUGAUGGGUACCCAAGGCUUCCACCUAUAUCUAAACCCAAUGUACCACAGAGGGAAGACCCUUAUGCCAACAGCAAGUUAAUGACAUUCAGGCUGGCAAACCAAAAACAAGCUCUACUGAUGAAAGUUCUUGCCGACACAGCAAUGAAGUCAUAUGAAGAUACAAGGGACGUUAAUGAGAGAGAGCCAUCACCUGAUAAUGGCCCAGACUACCCUGACGAGAUGAUGAGCAAAGACAGAAGAAUCAGGGUGAAUUACCAGUUUAUGAGAAAAUGUGUGGAGAGUGGACCAGUUACACCUAUGCAGAAAGAAUGGGCUCACAAGAUUGUAAAAAUGAUCCCAGAAAAACUCAGGUCUACACCUUAUAUGAAGGAGUGCAUUAGGGAUUUGUUUGAAGAGAUAAAAAAAGACUUCACGUCUAGCAUGAAGAAAUCCAUGGUACAACAUGUUUUGAUGAAACCAGAAGUUAAAGGACUAGAUGGUGAAGUAGCUGGUCCACCACCUCAGGAGCCAAGUGGUCUAGAUUUCUCCAAGCCAUGGCACAAUGAUUUUGUUGCUGCCAAGGAGAAUAUCAGAGAGAACCUACACAUGUUACAUCCCUCCAUGCAGACUGUUCUUGAUAUGUGUCAGACAACACUGGGAAACAUGAUUCUUGUUGACUGCUCAAAAUUCAGAGCGCAGGGACCAAUGGAAUUUGAAUCACUAAAGAACAAUGUGAUACUUGAUCUAGAAAAGGCAGAAGAAAAACUCAUGCUGAGUUGGUAUCCGAAAGUGAUCAAUGUAUUUGGUGACAAGAACAACUUUAAAAAUCUGAAACAGGAGAAAUAUCCAUCAUUCUACAACAGUGUAACAACACUUAUCUCAAAUCAGUUGAGGAGACUAUUGGAGCGCACUUUAGAUGGAUACGUCAACUUGUUUGACGCUGAUGACAAAACUUGUCUGCCUUUACUGAAAAUGGAGCUCACAUUUGAUGAUGAGAAAAUGCAGUUUUACCCACCAAGUCAGGACCUUGAAGACACAGUACUGUUUGUGGUGAAACAGAUAUGUAAGACAAUGCAGCAAGUGCCGACGGUUCAGUCAUGGCUGUCUGGUGGAAGUACCCUCAACCAUACUGACGCCUCGAUCCCCGAUCAUAUCCUGAAGAAAUAUGUUCUUAAACUACAAAAAGCUGUAAAAGCUAACUUUGAAGAACCACAGGCUCAUCUGAAAUCUUUUGUGGAUAGAUAUGACUACAUUGUAAAUGGAGAGGCUCUUGCUGAAAUCCAAAAAUACAUGGAAGUAGAACACACAUUUGCAGAAUAUACUGAGCAAAUUGAGAAGUACAGAAAUCUAGCUAAGGAGAUCAUGGGUUUACCAAGCAUUGAGCAUUUUGACAUGAUUCGAUUGGAUUGUGAGGAUUUGAAGAGAGGUCUAGCUGAAGCAUCUCGUGGACUGGCUAAUGAACUAUUGAGAAAGGUGUCUGAUGAUCACAGGAAAGAGAACAAAGAAAUCUGUGAAGAGUUCCAGAACAUUAUGGAUAGAGCACUACGUGACCCAGAGACAAGCGAAGACCUGAUUGACAUGAUUGCAUUUGUUGAGCAUGCUCGAACACAAGGAAUGGUCAAACUGAAUGAACGUAUUACACAGUCUAAGGACAGACUUGCCUACUUGAUUGAUGUGUUUUUGUUUACACCAGAAGACAUUGCUCUCAAUUGUGAUGUGCUUACAUGGCCGAAGAACAUCAACCCAGUAUUUGAUCAGAACGAAGAGCUGAUAGAGAAGUCUAAACAAGCCGGUGAGAAGGGAUUGUUAGAGAAGAGAGAGAAGGUAAUGCUCGAACUUGAGAAGUUACGACAACGUGUUGAUGAGUUUAAUGACUACGGUGAACUUGAUAUGAUGCAACAAUAUGUACAGGAUGUACGUGCUGUACAGAAACGUCUGGCUGAUGUAACCGACCAAAUUACGUGGAUAAAUAAGGAGGAGCAGCUAUACAAGUACCCAGUCACAACAUACCCAGAUAUAGAUGAGAUCACAAAUGCUGUAGAUCCAUUCCAGAGACUCUUUAAUAUUGUCAUGAAAUGGCAAAGAGCAGAGAAAAAAUGGAUGGAUGGAGCGUUCUUGGACCUUGAGGCUGAAGUUAUUGAAGGCGAGGUAGAUGAAUACUGGAGAGAAAUCUAUAAGAUACAGAAAGUGUUUAAUCAGAAACUGAAGAAGAUGCAGAUCGAGAUAGAUGAGAUCAACAGAGAACGUAAAAAGAAACGUCGCCUUGCCGAGGAUGACGGGACCGAAGGCGAUGUAGAACCUGACGCCAAGUUGACACCUCCGGCAGCUGUCACUGUUUGUAAUGCUGUACAGGACCAAAUGACAGAAUUUAAGGAAUUCAUCCCAGUGAUAGGAAUCAUGUGUAAUCGUGGUAUGCGUCCACGUCAUUGGGAGAAAAUGUCUGGAACUGCAGGUUUUGACCUGACCCCAGACUCUGGUUCAACCCUCAGAAAGGUGCUUAAGUUGAACCUACAACCAUUCAUGGAAGAAUUUGAAGGCAUUAGUGCUGCUGCAACAAAGGAACACUCACUAGAGAAGGCCAUGAACAAGAUGAUGGAGGACUGGGAUGCUGUAGACUUUAAUCUGAGUCAGUAUCGUGACACAGGCAUCAGUAUUUUAUCAUCAGUUGAUGAUAUACAAACACAGCUUGAUGAUCAAAUUGUCAAAACUCAGACAAUGAGAGGAUCUCCGUUCAUCAAACCAUUUGAGAAGGAAAUUAAGAUAUGGGAAGAGCGUUUGAUCCGUAUACAGGACACAAUUGAUGAAUGGUUAAAGGUUCAAGCCCAGUGGUUGUACCUGGAGCCGAUUUUCUCCUCAGAGGACAUUAUGCAACAGAUGCCAGAGGAAGGCCGUCUCUUCCAGAUUGUCGACAGAAACUGGAAGGAAAUUAUGAAAAAUACAGUCAAAGAUCCCAAGGUAUUGGUAGCAACAGCUAUGACAGGACUGUUAGAGAAGCUCCAGGAUAGUAAUGGUCUUCUUGACAAGAUCAACAAGGGAUUAAACGCGUACCUAGAGAAGAAACGUCUCUUCUUCCCACGAUUCUUCUUCCUGUCCAACGACGAAAUGCUUGAGAUACUGUCCGAGACAAAAGAUCCGCUACGUGUACAGCCUCAUUUGAAGAAGUGUUUUGAGGGUAUUGCGAGACUUGAGUUUGACUCUAAGUUAGACAUUCAUGCUAUGUUUAGUAGUGAGGGUGAGAGAGUACAGAUGGCAAAUUCAAUCUCGACGUCUGAGGCUCGUGGAGCGGUAGAGAAAUGGUUGUUACAGGUGCAGGAUACUAUGUUACUGUCCGUGCGUGAUGUGGUCAGAUCUGCUCAUGAGGCAUAUGCCAUUGAACCAAGAACAAACUGGGUCAUUGACUGGCCAGGUCAGGUGGUGUUGUGCGCAUCACAGGCAUACUGGACUCGAGAGGUGCACGAGGCUAUCCGUGCCGCACCAACAGGACUGAAAGACUAUUGGGAUGUGUUACAGAAACAGCUUGGGGACGUUGUAGAACUUGUACGUGGCAAACUGACUAAACAGGCUCGAACCACUCUGGGUGCCCUCGUUGUAAUUGAUGUGCAUGCCAGAGAUGCUGUGAUGGAGCUGGCGGAAAAAGGUGUUUCUAGCGAGAAUGACUUUAAUUGGUUGGCACAUCUUAGAUACUACUGGGAGGACGACAACAUGAUUGUGAGGAUCACAAAUGCCACAGUAAAAUACUCGUAUGAAUACCUUGGUAAUACAACACGUCUUGUCAUUACACCUCUCACCGACAGAUGUUAUCGUACUCUUGUCGGUGCCUUCCACUUGAAUUUGAACGGAGCUCCGGAAGGUCCAGCCGGAACUGGUAAAACAGAGACGGUGAAGGAUUUGGCCAAGGCAUUGGCUGUACAGUGUGUGGUGUUCAACUGCUCAGAUGGUCUCGAUUACAUUGCUAUGGGAAAGUUUUUCAAGGGGCUUGCAUCAGCUGGUGCAUGGGCUUGUUUUGAUGAGUUUAACAGAAUUGACCUUGAAGUGUUGUCUGUCAUUGCCCAACAGAUUUUAUGCAUCAUCAGAGCUGUACAAGGUAAACUAGAUGUGUUUGUGUUUGAGGGAACAGAAUUGAACCUGAAUCCACAGUGUUAUGUUAACAUAACAAUGAACCCCGGUUAUGCAGGUCGGUCUGAACUUCCGGACAAUCUCAAAGUAUUAUUCAGAACUGUAGCUAUGAUGGUACCGGACUAUGCUAUGAUUGCCGAGAUCUCGCUGUACUCGUUUGGUUUCCUGGAAGCAAAGGCGUUGUCAGUAAAGAUCGUCACUGUAUACAGACUGUGCUCGGAACAGUUAUCAUCUCAGUUCCAUUAUGAUUACGGCAUGAGAGCUGUAAAAGCUGUGCUGUCCGCAGCCGGUAAUCUUAAACUGAAGUAUCCAGAUGAAGAAGAAAAUAUUUUGUUGCUGAGAUCUAUCAUUGAUGUCAACUUACCAAAGUUCUUGUCUCAUGACAUUCCACUUUUCAAUGGUAUCAUCUCUGACUUGUUCCCGGGACUUUCCCUGCCGGAAGCCGACUAUGAGAUCUUCUUAAAGGCCAUGGAGACCAUAGCAGAAAAGAAGAAUUUACAGUUUGUCAAUUUCUUCAAAGAGAAGAUUAUUCAAACAUAUGAAAUGAUGAUUGUCAGACACGGUUUCAUGUUGGUUGGUGAACCGUUUGGGUGUAAGACUAUGGUGAUAGAAACACUGUGUGAAGGAAUGACCUUGCUGAAUGAACAAGGUCACACGGAGGAAUUUGAAAAGGUCAAAUAUCGUAUAAUUAACCCAAAGGCUGUAACGAUGGGACAAUUGUUUGGUUGCUUUGAUCCAGUUUCUCAUGAGUGGACAGACGGAAAUGUAGCAAACACAUUUAGAGAGUUUGCGUCCACGGAUACUCCUGACAGAAAAUGGGUCGUGUUUGACGGUCCAAUUGAUGCCUUGUGGAUUGAAAACAUGAACACUGUACUUGAUGACAAUAAGAAACUGUGUCUAAUGAGUGGUGAAAUUAUACAGAUGUCCAAUCCUAUGUCACUUAUCUUUGAAACUAUGGAUCUUUCACAAGCUUCUCCUGCUACUGUAAGUCGAUGUGGUAUGAUCUACCUUGAACCAUCAACGUUAGGCUGGAGACCAAUAAUGAGGUCUUGGUUGAAUACUUUACAUGAAGUACUGGCCACAGAAGCUGGUGACGCUAUUGAAGCACUGUUUGAAUGGCUAGUUGACCCAUGUCUGGACUUUGUCAGAAAGAAUUGCAAGGAGUAUAUUGCAUCAAAACCGUCCAAUGCAGUACGAUCACUGAUGUACUUGAUUGACAUGUUGUUAGCCGAGGCUCUCGCUUCACCAGAUCUUGAGCACAACAAAUCAUUAAGAACAUGGGUCAUUAAUGUUGUACAAUUUUCUAUCCCAUGGUCUAUUGGAGCUGUAGUAGAUGUUGAUGGUAGACACAAGUUUGAUGCUUUCUUCAAGGACCUCAUCAAUGGAAAGUUUGAAAAACAUCCUAUGCCUAAAGCUCUUGGCAAAUUUGAUGUGCCAUUACCAGCAGAAAUGUCCAUUUAUGACAUCUUCUUUGAGCAAAAAGCUAGAGGAACAUGGAAACAUUGGAAUGAGUUAUUGAAGGGGGUGGAGCCAAAGUCCAAGAAUAUCCGACAAAUGCUGGUACCGACCAUGGAUACAGCCAGAUACCGGUUCCUUAUGGAACUUUGUAUUGAUCAUUCCAGUGGAAAAGACGGAAAACCAAGGCCUCUCCUAUUUGUGGGACCAACUGGUACAGGAAAAUCUGUGUAUGUACAGGAUAAACUGAUGCAUGAUCUGCCAAAAGAGAAGUUUUUACCAGCUUUUGUGAAUUUUUCUGCUCAAACUAGUGCUAAUCAAACACAGAACAUCAUCAUGUCACGUUUAGACAAGAGGAGGAAAGGAGUGUACGGGCCUCAGAUGGGUAAAAGAGCGAUCAUCUUUGUUGAUGACAUGAACAUGCCCCAGAAGGAGGUUACGGAGCUCAGCCACCCAUAUGAGCUUCUCAGACAGUACCUUGAUCACGGAAACUGGCCAGGGAAAAUUCCCAACAGUGCCUCGAGGAAUAAUAACACACAUAAAAGCAGAAUGAAUCUUGUCAUCUUUAGAUAUGUGUUAGAGCAUUUGUCUCGUAUCAGUCGUGUUUUACGUGUACCCGGAGGUAACGCCCUCUUGGUUGGUGUAGGUGGCAGCGGUAGACAGUCUCUGACACGUCUAGCUACAGCUACUGCUGGGUAUGGCCUUUUCCAACCUGAAAUCUCUAAAAAUUAUGGCAAAACAGAAUGGAGGGAAGAUAUAAAGACUUUAUUAAAGACAGCUGGAACAGGUAAGACAAUGGUGUUUCUGAUAACAGACACACAAAUCAAGGAAGAAUCUUUUCUAGAAGAUAUUGAUAAUUUACUCAACACUGGUGAAGUCCCCAAUAUAUUUGCUGCUGAUGAAAAGUCAGAAAUUAUGGAGAGUAUACGUCCAGCUAUGCAGGCACAGAUGGAGGCGGAGGGUAAAGGUGGUGAUGAUUUCUCUCCCCUGGCAAUGUUUGCCUUCUUUGUAAAUCGUGUAAGAGAGAAUUUACACAUCAUUAUAGCCUUCAGUCCUAUUGGAGAUGCUUUCAGGAACAGACUUCGUCAAUUUCCAUCACUUAUCAAUUGUUGUACCAUAGAUUGGUUCCAGGCCUGGCCUGAUGAUGCUUUAGAAAGAGUGGCCAAUAAGUUCUUAGAGCAGCUGGAUAUUGAGGAUGAUCAGAAGGCAGAGACUGUGAAAAUCUGUAAACAUUUCCACCAGGGCACUAUUGGUCUGUCAACAGCUUACUUGCAUGAAUUGGGACGUCAUAAUUACGUCACACCAACAUCGUACCUGGAAUUGAUUAAUGCCUUUAAGACAUUGUUAGGAUCUAAACAAGAUGAGACACUUAAAGCAAAGAGGAGAUAUGUUGUUGGUCUGGAGAAGUUGGCAUUCGCUGCUAGUCAGGUUGCAGACAUGCAGAAAGAGCUUGAGGAACUACAGCCUCAACUUGUUGUUUCUGCAGAGGAGAAUUCUAAAAUGUUGGUGGUAAUUGAGAAAGAAUCGGCUGAAGUUGAGGCCACCAGUAAACUGGUAAAGGCUGAUGAACAGGUAGCCAAUGAACAGGCUGCUCAGGCUCAAGCUUUAAAAGAUGAAUGUGAGGCUGAUCUUGCUGAGGCUAUCCCUGCCCUCGAGGCUGCCUUAGCUGCUCUUAAUACACUGAAGAUACAUGUGAUGCAGAAGAUCCGUAAAAGAGUAUAUUUGGUAAUCCAGAAAUUUGACCCGAGCAAGGUGAAAAAUGCUUCCUCCGCAGCUGAAGGUCUCUGUAAAUGGAUCAUGGCAAAAAUGGAGAUUUAUGAUCGUGUUGCUAAAGUCGUAGCUCCAAAGAAAGCCCGUCUAGCUGAGGCCGAGGCUGAUCUCAGCUCGACAAUGAAAACUUUAAAUGCAAAACGUGCUGAGUUGGCAGCUGUUGAGAAACGUUUGGCUGACUUGAAAGCCACAUUCAAAGAAAUGACAGACAAGAAAGAACAGCUCGAGUUUCAGGUGGAUUUGUGCGGAAAGAAACUUGUACGUGCUGAGAAGCUGAUCGGUGGUUUAGGUGGUGAGAAGUCCAGAUGGACAAAGGCGGCAGAGUUGUUACAAAACACAUAUGAUAAUCUGACAGGUGAUGUGUUGAUCUCAGCCGGUGUGAUUGCCUACCUCGGUCCGUUCACAUCUGCAUUUAGAGAUAGGGCAACUCAUGACUGGGUGAACGAGUGCAUGACAAAGAAGAUCCCAUGCUCAAAAGAGUUUUCACUGAGUAAAUGUCUUGGAGAACCAAUUAAGAUCCAGGCCUGGAACAUCUUCGGUCUACCUAGAGAUGCUUUCUCUAUAGAUAAUGGUGUCAUUGUGGCUAACUCUAGAAGAUGGCCAUUGAUGAUAGAUCCCCAAGGUCAGGCCAAUAAAUGGGUAAAGAACAUGGAGAAAGAGUUUAAACUUUCAGUUAUCAAGCUGACAGAUUCUGACUACAUGAGGACACUAGAGAACUGUAUUACAUUUGGUAACCCUCUACUUUUGGAGAAUGUUGGCGAGGAGUUAGACCCGUCCCUUGAACCAUUGCUUCUCAAACAGACAUUCAAACAAGGCGGUGUUGAAAUGAUCCGACUAGGUGAAAACACAAUUGAAUACAGCAAGGAUUUCAGAUUUUACAUCACAACAAAGUUGCGUAACCCACACUACUUGCCCGAAGUAGCCACCAAGGUGUCUCUGCUCAACUUCAUGAUCACUCCAGAAGGUCUGGAGGACCAGUUGCUUGGAAUUGUUGUAGCCAAAGAAAGGCCUGAGCUGGAGGAAGAGAGACAGGCUUUGAUUAUACAGAGUGCUCAGAACAAGAAACAACUCAAAGAAAUUGAGGACAAAAUCUUGCACACACUUUCAGCCUCCGAGGGCAAUAUCCUCGAGGAUGAGUCUGCUAUCCAGAUUCUUGAUUCCUCAAAGAUUCUCUCAGAUGAAAUCUCAAAGAAACAAAAGAUUGCGGAGGAAACAGAAGAGAAGAUUGAGACAAGUCGUAUGGGAUAUCGUCCUAUAGCCAAACAUUCCUCCAUCCUCUUCUUCUCUAUUGCUGACCUUCCAAAUAUUGAUCCUAUGUACCAGUAUUCUCUCACCUGGUUUGUCAACUUAUACGUAAUGUCUAUACAUGAUAGUAACCGAUCCAAGAUUCUGGAGAAACGUAUACGUUACCUAUCCGACCAUUUCACUUACAAUUUGUAUUGUAACGUGUGUCGGUCCCUCUUCGAAAAAGACAAACUUCUUUUCUCCUUCUUGUUAUGUACAAAUAUGCUUUUAUCGAAGCAUGAAUUAGACCGUGAGGAGUUUAUGUUCUUCCUGACCGGUGGUGUUGGUCUCGAGAACAAGCUCGUCAACCCGGCACCGACCUGGCUUACGGACAAGAGCUGGGAUGAGAUUUGCAGAGCCAGUGAUCUUAAAGCCAUAAAAAAGCUGAGGGAACAUUUUGUGAAGAACAUAAACAAGUGGGCAGAUUUUUACAAUGCUAAGGAGCCUCACAAUGAACCACUACCUUCUCCAUUUGACACAGACCUAAACGAUUUCCAGAAAAUGAUAGUGCUGCGUGUGAUCAGACCAGAUAAGGUAAAUGCUGCUAUCACGUUAUUUGUAACAAGCAAACUUGGCAAGAAGUUUAUUGAGCCACCUCCAUUUGACCUGGCCAAAUCUUACAAUGACUCCAACUGUACAGCUCCUCUUAUCUUUGUGCUGUCACCAGGAGCAGAUCCUACCAUGGCCCUGUUGAAGUUUGCAGAAGAUAAAGGUUUCAGUGGAGAUAAAUUCCAGUCUAUUUCUCUAGGUCAAGGACAAGGACCAAUCGCAUCUCGUAUGAUUGAGAAAGCUCGUCAAGAUGGUACAUGGGUAAUGUUACAGAACUGUCAUCUUGCUGUAUCAUGGAUGACACCCCUGGAGAAAGUUUGUGAAGACUUCAGUACAGAAAACUGUCACUCGGAGUUCCGUCUUUGGCUUACCAGUUAUCCCUCUGACAAGUUCCCAGUAACAGUGCUACAGAAUGGAGUUAAGAUGACUAAUGAACCACCUACAGGAUUACGUCAAAAUCUGCUACAAUCAUACCUUAAUGAUCCUAUCUCUGACUCAGAGUUCUUUGCUGGCUGUCCUGGAAAAGAAUCUAAUUUUGAGAAACUUUUGUUUGGUCUGUGUUUCUUCCACGCCCUGGUACAGGAACGCAGAAAGUUUGGAGCUCUUGGUUGGAAUAUUGCCUAUGGAUUUAAUGAAUCAGAUUUGCGUAUCUCUGUUAGACAGUUACAGAUGUUUAUCAAUGAAUAUGAAGAUGUACCUUUCGAUGCUAUCACAUACAUGACUGGAGAGUGUAACUAUGGAGGUAGAGUAACUGACGACUGGGACCGUCGGUGCUUGAGAACUAUGCUCAAUGACUUCUAUACCCCACACAUUUGUAAUGACCCGAAAUACAAAUUCUCUCCAAGUGGAGUCUACUACUGUCCUUCAAAGGGAAAAUAUGAGGACUACUUAGAAUUUAUCAGGAGUCUUCCACAAAAUCAAUUACCCGAGAUAUUUGGCAUGCACGAGAACACAGACAUCUCCAAGGAAUUGCAGGAAACCAAGCUGCUGUUUGACUCAGUAUUACUUACUCAGGGCCGCUCAGGUGGUGGUGGUGGUGGUGAUACAGACGCUCAGCUUAACGCCAUUGCGGGUGAUAUUCUUUCAAAGAUGCCACCAGACUUUGAUAUUGAGGAAUCUAUUAAGAAAUAUCCAGUAGACUAUAACGAGAGCAUGAACACUGUGCUUGUACAGGAAAUGGAGAGAUUUAAUAGGUUGACAACGAUUGUACGAUCUAGUUUAAUCAACAUACAAAAGGCUAUCAAGGGUCUUGUUGUGAUGUCAUCGGAGCUGGAACAACUUGCCGGAAGUCUUCUCAUUGGCAAAUUGCCAGCAAUGUGGGCAAAGCGUUCCUACCCAUCACUCAAACCUCUGGGAAGUUACAUCAAUGACUUAUUGGAAAGAUUGAAAUUCCUACAGACUUGGUAUGACACUAACAAACCUCCAGUGUUCUGGAUAUCUGGAUUCUUCUUCACACAGGCUUUCCUGACUGGUGUAAUGCAGAACUAUGCCAGAAAGUACACUAUACCCAUUGAUACACUUGGAUUUGACUACGAGUUACAGUCUCUAGGGUUGGAGAUGUUUACGGAGGCCCCUGAUGAUGGUGCCUAUGUGAAUGGUCUGUUUUUGGAUGGUGCUAGAUGGGACAAACACAAGAAAUGUUUGAAUGAGCAGUUACCCAAGAUUCUAAACGAUGCCGUUCCUGUAAUCUGGUUAAGACCAAACCGUAAGGAUCAGAUAGACGAGUCCGACAAGCGUUAUAGGUGUCCGGUAUACAAGACCAGUGAGAGGAAAGGCGUUUUGUCCACAACUGGUCACUCAACCAACUUCGUCGUGGCUAUGUUGUUACCAACAGAUAAACCAGUGCAGCACUGGAUCAAACGUGGAUGUGCUAUGUUGUGCCAGUUGGAUGACUAAGAUUUAAAUGUGAAAUUUAGACAAUAUGUAUGAAUGAAUGAAGAACAUUGGAACUUUUACAAAUGAGGAAACAAUUAGUUAAUAUCACGUCCUAUUAUCAAACACUCUUCGACAUUAAUGUAACAACAACAAAAAAACUGCAUUUGAAUAUGCUGACUUGACUAUUUUGUUUAUAUUUUCUUCAUUUUGAUUUUGUUUGUUUAAUGGAAGCUUGUAUCAUAGAAGAAAACAUAUGAUAAAUAUGUUUAAUACAAUAAGGUCCAAAGUUGAAGAAGAACAAAGUAUAGAAAUUCUAGACAGUAUUAAUAUUAUUGAACAAAGCUGGAACAUACAUGUAUAAUAAUAGUGUUAUAUUUAUUGUAAAACAUCACGGUGAUGCAAGGGCAAUUGGAUUUAUGUCUAAUUCACUGAUUUAUACAUCAUGCUUGAAAAAGACAGCUGAAUUUUUAAGUUUUGCUUUUUGAUUUAAUGUUUAGGUUUCUCAUAGGUUUUUUGUUGUUUUUCCAUUAAAGAAAUUGACACAUUUUUGUGGAAUACUUAUCAUCAAAUACUGAAGUAAACAAAAUACAUGUAGCUUAAUUUUCAUUUUUUCGAAAAAUGAUAAAUAUAUAUGAAAAGCUAAAUAAAACUAGAUUUUAAAUCAUUGACUUCAGAUAGACACAAUUAAGUAAGUUUCCUUUAUAUUUACAUACAUAAAUAUAUGUUAUAAUAUGCAAUUUUUUUUAUCUAUACAAUGUUUGAAUUACCGUCCAAAAUCAGAUAUUUUUUACAUAUAAGUAUAUUUAUAUUUUGACUGUUAUUGUAAAUAUUUGUUGAUUUCUGUGAUACAUUUGUUCGUAAAGUGCACAGUUUUGUAUAAACUAAUACAACUAUAGUAUUUAAACAUAAUAGUAUUUUUGCAUUUUUUUGUUUAUAUUUAUGAAAUGAUAAUUUCCGUAAUUAUUAUAUUCGUCCAGAUACUUUCUUUACAUUUAAAUGGAUUCUUUAUUUAACAACAUUUUAGAAAUAUCCGUCCUAAUGGUAUAUGUUGAAUUAUUAUAAAGUUCACUGAUUAACAUGAUAGAAUAGACUUGAAAGAAAAACUUUCAAGAGAUAUUUUUCAUGCAUUAUUAUAGUUCUUUUCAUUCUAUAAUGUUUGUGUAUUUAAGUACUGUAUUAAUUGUGCAGUAUUUCUGUAUACAGCUUAACUGUGAUAUCAAUAAAGUUUUUUUGCUAUUGUGA